Molecule: messenger RNA, 771 nt
Organism: Linum trigynum
Lineage: Eukaryota; Viridiplantae; Streptophyta; Magnoliopsida; Malpighiales; Linaceae
Source: the annotation of a GenBank genome assembly
AUGGAAUUCGAGGUCGCGGCUCCAAAUCCGCUCUCGCCGUCACCCUCCAAGGCGUGCGAGGAGAAAUUGGACGAGGAUCGCCUUCGUGUCAAGCGGAAGACCUUGCAAGCCGUGCUUGAGCAGUGUCAGAGAGCUCUCGAAUUUCUCAACAACGCUGACGGCGCUGCUGCUGCUGCUGCUGCCGAUGGUGAUGAUGAUGAUGAUGAUGACCGUGUCCCUGACCUCGAGGAGUUUAGGGAUAGGGAACUCACUCGACAGAGCUCUUUCGAUUCUCUCGCCGAUCGAGAAGCUGAUGAGCUGUGUGACCUUCUCAAGUCUAGAGUUGAAUGCCCUGACUUUCUUGAAAAGCUAGAGUGUGCCCAAGCUUCUCUUCCACAUGAAAUUACUGGAGAAGAAUGUAGUUCUUGGGACAUGGUAAAUGAGAAUGAUCUUUGGGAAGGUGAAAUCGGUCAUUCAGAACAAGAAGACUUUGUUCUUGUUCGGCAAGAAGAUAUAGUAGACGGUAUUGCCUGCUUCAUGGCUGCUUAUCUUUUGUCCCUUAAACAGACUAAGGACCUGACCCCAAAUCAACUGCAGGAAGCCCUCAGCAAAACGUUCUCUGUUAAAAAGAGAAAAGGAAAGCUUCGGAAGGCUUGGGAUGGAAGCAAAGUAAUUUACAACGUCGCGUCUUGGGGGGCAACAGCCAUCGGGAUAUACCAGAACCCAUUAAUACUGAGGGCUGCCACUAACGCCUUCUGGACCUCAUGCCACAUUAUCUCAAAGCUUCUCUGA